This is a messenger RNA of Andrographis paniculata, 2484 nucleotides long. Its product is annotated as probable LRR receptor-like serine/threonine-protein kinase At5g10290. Gene Ontology annotation, molecular function: ATP binding; protein kinase activity; protein binding. Gene Ontology annotation, biological process: protein phosphorylation. The record is from RefSeq and is a predicted model, not a curated record. The transcript is spliced from 12 exons. The coding region runs from base 274 to 2190 and encodes 638 amino acids. NCBI's taxonomy places the organism in Eukaryota, Viridiplantae, Streptophyta, Magnoliopsida, Lamiales, Acanthaceae.
AAAACUUUCUCCCCCCCAACCCCCACCGCCAGCAAUGGCGUUCACUUUUCUCUCUCUGCAGUAAUAAUGGCGGAUUGAGUGACGAAAAACGUGGGAAACUGUGAAUAGUGUGUGAGUUGCUGUGCAGCUGCGUCAGAGUCUUUUGAAAACCUCCUUCUUUUUGUUAUUUUGACACCAGAUUUUACUCCAAUGCACUCCGCUUUACGGAAUCCAACAGUAGUCUAGUCUCCGGUCCUCUUUGGUUAUUUUCCCAAUAAUCUCCUGAUUUACUUGAUGUUGAUGCUUCUAUCUUGCUGGAAACGCAGAAUUGGGUUAUAUAUCGCCAUUGAUAAGUUGAUGUUAUCAAUAAUGCACCUUCUUAUUGGGGUCUUGGCAUUGGCUCAUUUGUUAUCUUAUGUGUCUUCUGAUGCCCAAGGAGAUGCUCUGUUUUCUCUGAAGACUUCGCUUAAUGCUUCCGACAAUCAACUGACAGAUUGGAAUAAGGAUCAAGUUAGCCCCUGUACUUGGUCCAAAAUUACGUGCAACCACAACUAUGAAGUGGUGUCAGUGGUAUUGCCUAACAUGGGAUUUUCUGGAAUCUUGUCACCAAGAAUACAGAUAUUGAAUAAGCUGUCAACACUGGAAUUACAAGGAAAUGCAAUAACUGGGAAGAUACCUGAACAGUUUGGAAAUCUGACAAGCUUGACCCUGUUGGAUCUUGCAAAUAAUCAUUUAACUGGAGAAAUACCGUCUUCACUAGGCAAUCUCAAGGGGCUUACAUUUCUGACUUUGAGCCAAAAUAAUCUAUCUGGAUCUAUUCCUAAAUCACUAUCAAGUCUUCCAAAUUUGACUUACCUCAUGCUUGAUUUGAAUAGUCUGAAUGGAACAAUUCCCGAGCCAUUGUUCCAAAUUUCUAAGCAUAAUUUUACCGGCAACCAAUUGAACUGUGGCAUCAAAUUGGCUCACAGUUGCGCAUCGGAAAAUGCUGGACAAUCAAGAAAAUCCAAGACUCCCAUGAUAGUGGGAGUUGUUGUUGCUUUUGUAGUUAUUCUCCUCCUCGGAUUAUUUCUGGUUUUGUGUUUAUCAAAGAGUUGGCACAAAAGCUUUCACAAGAGUGACAUUUUCGUCGAUGUUGCAGGCGAAGUCGAUUGCAGAAUUGAAUUCGGUCAAUUGAAAAGAUUUGCAUGGCGAGAACUUCAGCUCGCCACGGAAAAUUUCAGUGAGAAGAAUCUUCUCGGCCAGGGUGGUUUCGGAAAGGUGUACAAGGGCGUUCUUAGUGACAACACAAAAGUUGCUGUCAAACGCCUGACAAAUUUCGAAAGCCCAGGAAGUGAUGUGGCAUUCCAACGUGAAGUUGAGCUGAUAAGCGUAGCAGUUCACCGAAAUCUCCUUCGACUACUCGGGUUUUGCACUACACCAACCGAACGCCUGCUCGUGUACCCUUUUAUGCAAAACUUGAGCGUCGCUGCUCGUCUGCGAGAUCUUAAACCCGGGGAGCCUGUUCUUGACUGGCCUACCCGAAAACGGGUAGCAUUGGGCACAGCACGUGGGCUCGAGUAUCUGCAUGAGCAUUGUGACCCGAAGAUUAUCCACCGGGAUGUCAAAGCUGCAAAUGUCUUGCUUGAUGUAGAUUUCGAAGCUGUGGUCGGUGACUUCGGCUUGGCGAAGCUCGUCGACGUGCGGAGAACUGACGUGACGACGCAAGUGCGGGGGACCAUGGGCCACAUAGCUCCCGAGUAUUUGUCGACUGGGAAAUCGUCGGAGAAGACAGACGUCUUCGGAUAUGGGAUUAUGCUUUUGGAGCUCGUCACAGGUCAGCGGGCGAUUGACUUUGCGCGUUUGGAAGACGAAGACGAUGUCUUGCUGCUCGACCAUGUGAAGAAAUUGCAAGGCGAGAAGAACCUGGGCGCAAUCGUGGACGGGAACCUAAAGAGAAGCAACGAUGUGGAUGUGGAUGUGGAUGUGGGGGAGGUGGAGAUGGUGGUUCAGGUGGCGCUGCUGUGCACUCAGUCGUGGGCGGAGGAUCGGCCGGCGAUGUCGGAGGUGGUGCGGAUGCUGGAGGGAGAAGGGCUGGAAGAGAGAUGGAGAGUGUGGCAGAAUGUGGAGGUUACGAGGAGGGAGGAGUACCAGAGGUUGCAACGAAGGUUCGAUUGGGGGGGAGAGAAUUCCAUUACCACCCAACACCCUAUGGAGCUGUCGGGAGGUCGAUAGAUAGACCAGACCAGACCAAACCAAACCAAACGGGUUCCCAAAUAGUGAUGAGUAUUUAUCUAUUCAUAUUUGUAUUUAUAUUUAUGAUACGGGAAUUCGCAGGUAAGAGGUAAGGUGCUGUGCUGCUUUUCUUUGAAUAUAAGAUCCCGCCCAAGCAUGAGUGCUCGAGGGCUAUUUUGAGUAUAUAUGUAGUGUAAUAGGGCUGGCAUGAGGACCAACUACUAUGUAUAUGUAUGUGUGACCUUUUCCUUUUAUUAUGUAAAAAAAUUGACAUAUAUUUAUAGUGUGUGGAUG